Bicyclus anynana (squinting bush brown) is the source of this 2358-nucleotide messenger RNA. Its product is annotated as sodium channel protein Nach-like. Lineage: Eukaryota; Metazoa; Arthropoda; Insecta; Lepidoptera; Nymphalidae. The record is from RefSeq and is a predicted model, not a curated record. The transcript is spliced from 12 exons. Gene Ontology annotation, molecular function: ligand-gated sodium channel activity. The coding region runs from base 49 to 1773 and encodes 574 amino acids. Gene Ontology annotation, cellular component: membrane. Gene Ontology annotation, biological process: sodium ion transmembrane transport.
AUUCCUCGAUCAGUUUGCAUGCGGUCACACUGAAAUAAAUCCCGCGAUAUGGUUUAUUACAGACAUCACCAAAAACUCAAUAUGAAGUAUAAUUUAAAAAAUAAAACCGCCGAGCCUCCGCGGACGUCCCUAGGACACUUUGCCGCUAUAAAAUUCAAGGAGUUCUGUGCGAGGACGGAUCUGCACGGUUUUAAGUACAUCACCAAGGAUGGGCUCAACGUAGCUGAAAGGACCGUGUGGGCGGUCGUGGUCGGAAUCAGUAUUAUAUGUGCGGGAUUUCUUCUAGUCACAGCGUACAGAUGGUACGCCAAAAAUCCCAUCGUGACUGUGGUAGAGACAACUCAAGGCGUUAUUUGGGAUAUUCCAUUUCCAGCGGUAACUCUAUGCGAUAUGAAUAUUGUAUCUAAGAGUGCAGCCCGAAGAUUGUCCCUAGAACUGAUGUUGCCUGAGAACGUGACAUCAGAUUUCGUGUUCAAGACACUACGACUGGUCCCACUAUUGCAUUCCUUAAAAACCGUUGGGCCUGAUGAGAAAAGAGAGCUGAACAUUCUACAGGACGUUCUGGAGCUAAACAAAAUUACCAUGAAAACAUUAUUCAAAAGACUUUCGUCAACCAACGUGUGCAGCAACAUAUUGGAGCGAUGUAUGUGGAAGAACACGAUAUAUCACUGCAACCAGAUUUUCCGACACACGUUCGUGUCAGUCCAUCAGUGCUGCACAUUUAAUUAUUACGCCGUAAACGACGAGGACAAUGAGUUAAAAGUGUUCCGCUUUUCGUUACCCAGACGCGUAGCCUCCUGCGGAUAUCAAACUGCCUUGACAGUUGUCGUCAAAACAGAUCCUACAGAUUACUACAGCAGUAACCAUGCUUCAUUAGGAUCACUCGUGUUUGUUGACAACGCAUACAACGUUCCGGACCUAGAUUCGCCUAUGCGAGUAGUCAACCCGUCAUCCGAACUACUAAUCGCUGUAUCAGCGGAGAGGACUUACGCUACGUCGGGAAUCAGAUCGUUCCCAGUCUACGACAGACACUGCUACUACACCGAUGAAAUCGAAAUCCCAAACAUAAAACAAUACUCGUUCCACAAUUGCAGGGCUUUACGAAGAAUGCAGUUAAUGGUAAAAUUGUGUGACUGUGUACCAUUUUAUUUUCCAAAGAGAGAUCGCAAUAGAAUAUGUAACUUCAAUGACAUCGAGUGCCUGGAAUCAUUGUCAAAUAUGACAUAUAUUCAAGGCUUAACAUAUAAUAACAUAACAGAGAGCGUCGACAAAAUAGAAAAUGAUAUAGAAUGUCUGCCUGAGUGUGAACAUUUUUCGUAUCCGCUACAAGUUGGUUUGGGGACUAUAUCCAAUCGGGUACCGCUCUCAGGAAUAGAAUUUUAUAAAGACAUAGAUCUGAUAAAUCGCUCCGUGGUGAAUGUGUUCUUCAAUGAUCUCGUGGCGACCAGAUACCGUCGGGAUGCUUACCUUAAUUGGCAGAACGUAUUAGCUGCAUUUGGUGGACUGCUGAGUUUAAUGUUGGGCUUCACUGUGAUCUCACUAGUUGAUUUCUUUUUAUUCUUCCUCCUUCGCGUUGUUUAUGAUGCAGUGGACAGGUUCUUCAAAGGCGAGGAUUUCAAGCAAUCUGCUUCAAGACAGGCUUAUUUCAUAAAUGUGGCUGAACAAAAUAGGGAAGGAUGGAUGAAACCCAAGGUCACACCGUCUAAGAACGAGAACUAUCUAGAUUUAAAAAAGAAACAAAAGGAUAUGUUCUAUGGUAAAAUUAGGUAUUAAAUAACUAAAAUAAGCAUAUCAAUUUGAGGGACUUCAAAGUUUUUUUGUAUGCAACCCGGCGCUAAUUUGUUGUUUAAUUAAGUUGAAAGUGGUAUGCAUGGGUAGAGAAGUAAACACACAAACAGUCAUGUAACAUGUAUGUAUAUUUGGAAGUAAAGAUCGACAUACUUAACUUUAAGUAUGGACGUAAUUUUUUCUUAACACUACUUGCAUAGUGGGGUUUUUAUGAUAAGAAUAUUAAUAAUAGAUUGUUGUUUUGCUCUGCAUAAGUUAUAUUUACACAUGUUUUAUAAUAAAUUUUCCGAUUGUAUCUAUUACUAACAGUACUUUUCUUUUAAGUUCAUAUUUAACAGUAAAUAUUUAAGAAAUGGUUACAGUUUAUUAUUACAUCUUCAUAAUUAUAUUUAAAACUGAAAUAUGUUAGGCUUGUAAUUAACAACGGACGAUGCUACUAUGGAUGGACUAAUAAUAAAAACGCGAAAGUUUGAUAUUUAUUGAAUGGAUGUUUAUUUGGAUCUUUGUUACUCUUUAACGCCGGUACUACUGGAGCGAUUUGGCUGAAAUUUGGAAUGGAAAUAUAUUUUA